UCACUGAUUACUAACUUUGUAUUGUUUUUAUAUCACAUUUUUACAUUGUUGUUGAUUGAUUUUGUGACGAUAGCUUAGUGUAUACUUACGUCACCCGUGGCUUGGAAUAUUUGCUCUAAUUAAAGUCUCCCUCUCGUUGUAAUAUAUAACAGGCUGAUUACGAUUUUGUGGCUCAUAAGUAUCGUAAUCUUCGAAGGUAUAACAGUUUACAUAAAAGAAAAUAUGAUGUUACUAAUCACUCUAGUUGUCAUCACUCAAUCGUUUGGCAUACAGGGAGCCAUAGAUGUCGUUUUCGAGGAUUCCCUUUGUCCUUUUUACGACGAGGAAUAUUUCUUAGAACCUGAUGUUUUUGUAGAUAAUCACAAUUCAUUGGUUUCAAACGUCACUAUAAUUAAACUACUUCCGGAAGAAACUCAAUCACGGCUCGUAAUAAUGGGAGCAUCAAUGGGAGAAUAUGUUGUGAGUACUGGAAUUGAUCAAACGAUGGAAUUGUGUGAUUUAAUCGAGGAACCUAUUAUGGCAGGUCCUAAUCUUAAAUUACUAGGAUUUUCUGAAGACCACUGUCCACCGUUACCUGGUAAUUAUGGAACCGAAGAUUAUGUAUUUUCACCAGAAAGAUAUUCAGAAAAAAUAAUACCUAAUCAAUACAUGAUGAAUAUGACUCUAUCAUAUGAGGAUAAACUAUUAUUACUAUGCCAAAUAUUCCUGAAAGCUAGUUGAAGCGUAAAGUUAUUUUUUGGACAGGCACUAUUAUGAUAAUUACUUAUUUUUCGUUGUGUA
Microplitis mediator is the source of this 780-nucleotide messenger RNA. RefSeq lists its product as uncharacterized. The transcript has 4 exons. The coding region runs from base 223 to 720 and encodes 165 amino acids. The record is from RefSeq and is a predicted model, not a curated record. Lineage: Eukaryota; Metazoa; Arthropoda; Insecta; Hymenoptera; Braconidae.